Molecule: messenger RNA, 7598 nt
Organism: Bombus pyrosoma
Lineage: Eukaryota; Metazoa; Arthropoda; Insecta; Hymenoptera; Apidae
Exons: 12
Coding region: 2716-4842 (708 amino acids)
Cellular component (GO): plasma membrane
Molecular function (GO): calcium channel regulator activity; GTP binding; GTPase activity
Source: RefSeq, a predicted model, not a curated record
GCAGUACCGUAUGUGCCUUCUAUAUUUUAUAAUACUUGAAAAAAUACAUAAUCGGCGACAGGAUCCUUCAGGAUGCUUAUUACGAACAAAUAAAAUACGAGAAAAAAAGAAAAUCAUGAAAUGCAGGUAUUUAAAAAAGUUUGUCAAAGAUCGAACGUUUUUUUCGUAGCUGUAGGGAUAUUUUCAAUGACGUCGAUAAUGUUCGGCGAUAGGAACGAAAAAAAAUUUUCUUUUCUGUCUUGGAUCAUUACUCUUGGUUCACUUUCUACUUUGAUUUUUUCUAUUUGUUUUUACCGCGCUUGAUUUAUAUGUGAAAAGCAACGCACGAAUAAAAUGUACGCGAAUAUACGCGGAAGCCUUGGAUCGAUAGAUGUGGUUGGUGUUUUGACAAAGCGGUCGAUCAACUCGCGUGCGCUUCGGGUAAACUUGAGGGCGUGUGUGUAAAUCGCGUUAAAUCGUUCAGCUACAAAGACCACGCGAGUAUCAUCGAUUUGCAGAUUGCUAACGCGUACGUUUUCCUUCCCUCUCUUCCUCUCUCUAAUUCUUUUCUUUUCUUGCUAUCUCACGAAAAGAAGCAUAUUUCGCUUAGUGUUGUCGACUGUUGUUCUUUUUCAAUACUUGCAAGCACGUAUCCCGUGCGAAAGAAAUACGAAAGAUGCAAAGUUGAAAAGUAGAACGGUGGAAGAUAAAAUGUGGGGCAAAGGUGACUGAGGUGAACGGCACUAGCUUGUAACACGCAGAAAAUGGUCGCGCAUCUGCGCAGAUGUACAGAUUUAUGAGGUUCAAUAAUUUGUCAGGAAUAUGGCAAUACUUUGUUCGAUAGAAGUUGCUCGAUAUAGCGUGCAUACCUCAUUAAGGUUACGAGAUCGGAUUGACAUUAAUGAGUAGAACCUUUAAAUUUACCUUGCCCUCUUUCCGAUACUUUCAUUCAUAGAAUUUUCAUGUACGAUAUAGUUAAAACAAAAUGAUUCGAUCGUUUACUAUUAUUCGUUCGUUUUAUUAUUUUCUCCGCUUUCUUCAGAAAUGAACUGCAUAAGUAUAUUCGAUCGAUUUAUCGAAAAGGUUUUUUAGUCGACUCGAACUGACGAUCUUUUUUCAUCUCUAGCCUUCCAUCGCGCAACGAUAUUAAUAUCGAUAUUUGUAAAAGUUGUACAUCCUUUGAUCUUCCUGUUUCAAGAGUGAUUCGUUCCACGCGUUUGCUUGAAAUGGGACGAUCGUCGUUGUGUUGAAUCUGUUGGGUUAAUAUUUUUAAAAAUAUAGAUUUUUAGCCAUCUGGAAAUAUAGAUUCUUUCGAUUGAUUUGAAUUGGUGCAUUUAAUAUUGCUACUAGAGGAAAAUAUGAAGCAAAAAUAUAAACUGUACAGAUAAGAAUAGAGGUGAAAUAAAAAAUGAGGGAAUGUAAAAUGCAAAUUGUUGAAAAGGUCGAAUGAAAAUGCACAACAAAUGCGAUUAAAGAAGAAAGGCAUAGAUUGAUACAUGUUGCAAUGGUAGGAAAAGAUAGUAUAGGAAGGGAAGAAGAGAAAGAAAAGAGCGAGUGGGGAGUUGGUGCAGAUCGGGUGCGACGGUGCUGCUAGUUUAGCAGUUUUCACCCUCUGGAGUAAAAGCGCAAGCGCUAAUGUCCUUUCCCGAAGCUCGGUACUACACGCCAGUAAUCCGUGGAAUGCCAAGGUAGAAGGAGCUAUUUUUUCGAAGAGACGCAGCAGAGACGCAGCUCCGAAUAGUUUAAGAAUCGAUGGUCGAUCGAAGAAAGGAGAUUGCCGUUGAAAGAAAGAACAGAGACGAAGAUCGAACAGGAUGAAGACGUGGCGCGUUCAAGUAUCGACUUCGUAUGGACCAACCAGUUACAUGAAACGAUCGAAUCAAAACUCGCUUAGAUCGGUUUAAUGUUUUUGCAGAUAAUACAAAUGUCGAUUUCCGCAUCGCAUUCUUUUGAGGAUCUGGGCUAGGAGAGAAAGCGAAAUAAGAUUUUGUGUCAUAACGGUCAUAAACGUAUCGCGAUCCGUUUGACUUUCCUCCUCACCGAUACUCGACUCGGUUUAUUGGGUGAAUAAAAUAGAAGAGAAAAGUAGGAAAUAAAGGAAAAGGAAGCGCCGGGAAAUAAGUAUCGAAAUAAGGCGUACGGACGGGAGGACGAACGUAUAAUAGGAAAGAAGAGGUGAUUAAGAGAAAGUACUGAAGGAGUGAAGAAGAAAACCGUUGGCGGAGAGGUGAGGAAAGUGGGCGGCAUUGCCAAGAUCAAAUAAAAGAGCCUCGUGACGGAGGGGCUUCGUACGGCCCUGGCGCGACUGCGGCACUGCACCCCCACAGGGGGUUCUCUGCCAAAUACACCGAAUCCGCCUUCCACCCCGGAACAUAGAAAUCACUUGGCGUGGUGAAUGUUUGAUGAAAACAGGGAUGUCUGGUGGAUGGUCGCGGGUCGAACCGUAAAAACGGUGGCAGCUCAAGGGGUAGCGAUGGGACCGAUUCAGCAACAGCCGAGUCACAGCAGCAGUCGCAGUCGCAGUCGCAGCCGCAGUCGCAGUCACAAUCGCAGUCGCAGUCGCAGUCGCAGUCGCAAACAUCGCGUGUUUCUAAUGCCAGCGCACAUCGUCACAAUGGAUCGGAGAAUUCGCGCGAAACCGAUUUGUUGUCUCACGCUGCCUCCGCGUUACGAAGACUGCACUUUAAAUCCGCAGGCGGAAGUCGCAGUUGUCGCACGGUCCCAAAAGUGGUCGUUAUGGGUUCGAGCACCGCUUCCGAAACAACAAUCAACACUAGCACCGACAGCGCCAACACGAUGCUCACCAUGGUGACGACAACGGACGGAGAGCAACCGGACGACAGUUUCGAUUUGAUGGAUAUUCCAUCGGAGAUGUCACCACCGGCUGCUACAUCGUCGACCGGUGGUCAGUCACCGGAACCGAUUCUAUCGGCUGUAGCUGUAAUCUCUUCACCGCUACCAGUCCACGCUUCGACCUCUUCGCCAAUAGAAUAUUCGACCCCGGACGAGAAGGGACUUAAAACUGGCGCGAUUUUGAGAUCAGAACUUCCAAUCGAUUGUUUGGAUAUUCGAACAUCUAGUGUUUCGAAUCUUCUCGAUGAGACGGAGAUUCCUUCGGUCGAUGCAACGCCUAUUAUCAUCCACGGUACCGUCAACGAGGUCGGCAAGGUUUCCGUCUCCGGAAGAACCCCGCCUCUUCCAGAUCUCCGAGCGACCGACUUUUUCAGCACACCAGUAAGGGGUUCGAUGGAUGCUGGUCAACCAGACCCGGAUGGUCUAAAUCCGUUGUUAACCUUGCUUGUUGGAAGACCCCGUGGCGAAGAUGGGAAUCGAGAGAAUCGAAUAGUAAACAACAUCGGUGAGAAGAAAUACGGGGAGGGAAAACCGAAUGUGAACGUUACGACGAACCCUCUGGACAUAUCGUUGAUAGGAACUCGCACCGAUCAAAGUAACAACGAUCAGUCGUCCGAUGGUUCUGGUAGAACAACCAGUGCCACGAGCAAACCUCGAGGAAAACCCGCCGAAUCGCAUCCCCUCGUUUCAACCAUUCAUUCAUGGGUCAGGCUCUUUUUCCCGUUUUGCGCAAUAGGAGGCAACGCGAGUGGAAAUAAGAGAUCGACGCAGGCGGCAACAAUCGUGGUGCAACAACCGUCGCUGUCAUUGGACGGAUCAGCCGGAGCUGCAACAAUAUUGCUGCACCCAGAGUUGGACGUUAGACGUCGAGAGGAAAAUAUGAGACAAUUGUUGGAUGUGGCCAAUACCUUGACCUUGCAAGAAAUACACGACUUUGAGAUGAGGUACGGUAGUCCGCACCACAGUCGGUCUCAGUCGGUUAAGACUCCCGGAAGUCGUUCAUCGGGCAGACCAAACUACCUGUGUCUUCCACAACAGAGAUCAAGAGUCGCGAGCAUGCCAAAUACCGGCGUUGAAGAAGAGUAUUAUAGACUUCGACAUUUCAGUAUAACUGGUAAAGGAGUUGUAAAUCGAGGAGACUCGUUGAAAAGUCGGAGAUCUCGAUCAAACAAUAGCGUCGCUUCGAGUAACUCGAGCACGGAACAUUUAACAGCUUCAUAUCCUGGAUCGGCAAGAAAUUCUGCAGCGGGAUCGUUGGCGAGUUCCCGCGAAAGCAGCGCGUCUCAGGGACCAACACCGUAUCGCGUUCUAAUGCUGGGAGCUCCAGCCGUAGGAAAAAGUUCGCUGGUUUCUCAGUUCAUGACGUCGGAAUAUCUUCACGCGUACGAUACAUCGAUUGACGAUGAAUCGGGAGAGAAAACCGUCAGCGUUCUUCUAGCUGGAGAAGAAUCCGAACUGACUUUUAUCGAUCACUCUAGCACUGAGAUGACGCCGGAAACCUGCAUAACUACGUACGAACCACACGCUUACUGCGUCGUCUAUUCAACGACCGAUCGAGCUUCGGUACGCGUGGCGGAAGAAGUUUUGCAAACACUUUGGCGCAGCGACUACAUGUCGGCUCGAGCGGUGAUCCUUGUUGGAAACAAAGUCGACCUCGUUCGCAGUCGAUUAGUCUCGACCGAAGAGGGGAAAUCUAUGGCUACAUCUUACGACUGUAAAUUUAUCGAAACAUCGGUCGGAAUCAAUCAUAAUGUCGACGAACUUCUCGUUGGCUUGCUUACGCAAAUUCGACUGAAGCUCGAGAACCCUGAAAGAACGAGGGACCUAUUUCGGAAGAGAUCGCGAAAGAAUCGUAGCAAAUCACCUUUAGGAUCUUGUUCUGAAAACAAUUCACCGAAAAAAUAUCGCGGUAGUCGUACAAGUACCAGUUUAAAGGUACGAAAUUUAUUAGGUAAGGUAUGGGCAAGAGAUAGCAAGUCCAAGAGUUGUGAAAAUUUACACGUUCUUUAAUCGUUUGGACGAAGAAAUGCGACACGACAUUCUAUUCCUACUCGAUCAGAACGUCACUAAAGUUGCUUUCAAUCUGCAAUUUCUUCGUUUUUUACCUUGGUUUCUUCUCUUCUCAUUUCUCUAUCGUUCUCUUCUUCCUGGUAGUUGUUUUUUAUCCCUUUUGCCAUCAUUCAUUAUUUUUCGAUCUUUAUUCCAUUUUUCUACAUAACUUCUUGCGCUUUGAUUACUUUGGAUUUCACAUCGCGGGGACCAGCAUUCAUCAGACCACUAGUCAAUUCUCUCGUUGUUUUCUAUUUUACUCUAAUCGUAUUGGUGUUGUAAGUUUUAAUGGAAUCGGUUUAUUGGAUAAAAUACGGUCCAUCUAAAUACAUACAUGAUCGAAUAUCUUGAAAAACGUUUAUAAAAACGUUUCUGCGGAACUUUAACUACGUUUCGACAAUGGAGUGCGUGUCAAAAAGUCACGAAUAGAUCGAAACCUCGAGUAUAGAAUAAUUCGAACGAGUUUUCUCCGUUUUUCCCUAAUUCCUCUCUGAAACCAACUGUUCCAACCUUGAAAUUAUAAAAAGCCGAAAGCAUUGUGUGUCACUUACAUAUUUCGAACUCUUUAUUUUAGCUUGUUCACCUCUUCUCUCGCUCUCAAACUCUUCCUCUUACAUCAGUCUUUUUUUGUUGUGGUGCAAUCAGUUUUAUCGAUCUCUUUACUCUUCGCAUGUUUGAUAUACAUAUGUAUAUAUUACUCCCGUUCUACGAUCCUAACGCGAAGAAGCGAACCAAUGUUCUUAUGUUUUUCAAGCUCGCACGAUCGAUGCACAGCCAUAAUCACAUUAGAAUUAUUUUCUUCAAAUUUCACUACAUACCAGGAGUAAAAACACCAUUUAUAUUAUAUAUCUCUACAUUAAUAUUCAAUCGACAAUAUACAUAUAUAUGUAUGUAAGCAGUUACUUCGUCUUUCGCAAUUCCACAACUUUCCUACAUUGGGUUUCGUCGUUACGUUAGUUGUCACGCAAAUGUUGCUUGAAUGGUUGAUUGGUUGAACGCAAUCGUGAACAAACAGUACAAAAGUUUGUCGCCUUACUUCGUUCGUCACUUAAAUGAUACAGAGAAUAAGAUAGAGAAGGAGCGAGGGAAAAAAAUAAGAGCCGGAAGAAAAAUGAUAAAACUAAAAAAUGGAAAAAUAAAAGGUACACGUGCCGAUUUUUUAUCUCGCAAAACAACGUUAAAUUAUGUUUCUUAUUAAUCUGUUACGAUAUAUUAUGAAAAUUUAUAGAAUAACAAACGCGUUUUUUCUUGUUUGUAAAUCGCGAAGAGAAAAAAUUGUAACGAAACGAGUUGUAUCGCUCGAGCAAACAGAUUAGUUUGCGUUUAAGUACAUACGAAGAGGAAGAAGGAUUUACUUAAUAGAAAAGAGACAGGGAAACAUAAAAAGGGGAAAAAAGACAAAAUCACACAUUUAGAGUACGAUAAGUGCAUAAAUACAAGUUCACAUGUGAGAUUUUGUUCGUUUACGAGGUUUUGCAGAUAUGACAGAUUUUUGGAAGACUGUCCGGUAAAUUGUAUUACUCUUUAAGUAUACAACCAAUUUUACCUUAGUCUGUACUGUUACCUUAUAAUAACCUCCCGUCCAUUGACUAGAAAGAAAUUUCUACGAGCCAUGGCAAUCGUUUAAAUCGCCAUUACUGCAUGGAAUCGUAACGAACGUAUCGGACAUUUCGAGUACACGAAUGACCAUAAAUUAGUCGUUAAGAAUCGCGCUACUUGUUUCCGCGAAAAGUUUCCAUUACUUUUCGUGCCGAAACGAACUGUAAUUGUACCGUGCUGUACCGUGCCGUACCAUGCCGUGCAUCGUACCAAAUUUUAACUUUUAACCUUUCAAAGCGCAUGUGCGAGACUGAUUUUCAUUCGAUUUCGAAUAUCGAACGAUACCGCUGACGAACGGGCGUUUCGUUUCCUUGAGAAAAUUGUUUGCGAAAUAAACUACAUGUUCCGAUAAGAACAAACGUCGUCGAUGCGCGCAUGCUCUUUUACUUGUACUUUUUUUCUCUUUUUCGAGAAAAGAUCGUCCUCUGCUCUUCCAUAGGCCGUAUUUAACGACGAGAGCAGCGACGUUAAACGACAAGGACAUGCAAAAGGAAAUUGAGAAUGAGAGGGCAAACUGUAAUCGAAAGGACCAAUUUGAUAAGAAAUAAGAUGCGCAAAGAAAAAUAAAAAGAAAACAUUAUGACUUUCAUGAGUAGCUACGAUGGAAUGAGAAUGGGGAUGAUGGGGAGCGUGCGAGCGAGAGAGAGAGAGAGAGAGAGAGAGAGAGAGGGAGAGAGAGAGGAGGGGUAAAAACGAGGGAUUUAGGGAGGGAAGAGUACGAUGUUCGCUGAUGAUUAUCCGUCCAUCAAUGUACACCUUGAAAAAGAUAUCCUUCGCAAACGACCAUGCCGAUUUUAAUCAAGAGCUGAUCGAUGUUGACGAGCUUUGUUUGAAGGAUCCACACGAACACCGUCUCUUGGAAUGUGAGGUGGUGAAUCGGUCGCACUGCCCUCUCGAUGUGGAGAAAAUCUCGAGGAAGACGCAAGCGGAAAAAUGAUAUAUGUACAAUGUACAUAUAAUACGUCUCGAUUUUGACGGACACAAACACGUGUCGUUUGUUGAAUAUGUACGUACGUAUGUAUGUAUUUAUGUAUGUAUGUAUGCAUGUAGGCACGUAUGUGUGUUUGUUGUGCGUGUGUGCGCGCGCAUGAGCGCGUGUGUGUGCAUGCAUUUAUGUA